Messenger RNA from Mya arenaria, 945 nucleotides. RefSeq lists its product as uncharacterized. Bases 1 to 945 code for a protein of 314 amino acids. NCBI's taxonomy places the organism in Eukaryota, Metazoa, Mollusca, Bivalvia, Myida, Myidae. The transcript has 3 exons. The record is from RefSeq and is a predicted model, not a curated record.
AUGGAUGGGCAUGGGGCAGUGGCGAAGGUCGCGGCGAACAAAUCCCAGGGUACAGUUCACUUUCUUGCAUAUGUUGUUGAUAUGGGUUUUCCAUUUAAGAUCUUCAUAGAUGGUGAUUCCAUGGUCGGGGCCACUCUCACCCUUAGAUCCAGUCUCACCCUAAGGGCCACUCUCACCCUAGGACCCACUCUCACCAUAAGACCCACUUUGACCAUAAGACCGACACUCACCAUCAGACCCACUCUCACAAUUAGACCUUCUCUCACCCUUAGACCUACUUUCACCCUUAGAUUUUCUCUCACCAUUAGAUCCACUCUCACCCUUAGACACACUCUCACCAUUAGAUCCACUCUCACACUUAGACCCACUCUCGACAUAAGACCCACUCUCACCCUUAGAUCCACUCUCACCAUCAGAUCCACUCUCACCAUCAAACCCAUUCUCACCCUUAGAACCACUCUCUCCCUUAGACACACUCUCACCCUUAGAUCCACUCUCACCCUUAGACCCACUCUCACCAUAAAACCCACUCUCACCAUAAGACCCACCCUAACUCUUAGACCCACUCUCACCCUUAGACCCACUCUCACCCUAAGAUCCACUCUCACCCUUAGAUCCACUCUCACCAUCAGACCCACUCUCACCAUCAAACCCAUUCUCACCCUUAGAACCACUCUCUCCCUUAGACACACUCUCACCCUUAGAUCCACUCUCACCCUUAGAUCCAUUCUCACCUUUAGAACCACUCUCACCAUAAAACCCACUCUCACCAUAAGACCCACCCUCACCGUUAGACCCACUCUCACCCUUAGACCCACUCUCAACAUAAGACCCACUCUCACCAUAAGACCCACUCUCACCCUUGUCCCAAUCUCUCCCUUAGACACACUCUCACCCUUAGAUCCACUAGAUCCACUCUCACACUUAGACCCACUCUCGACAUAA